This is a messenger RNA of Gopherus evgoodei (Goodes thornscrub tortoise), 3482 nucleotides long. RefSeq names its product killer cell lectin like receptor G1 (gene KLRG1). The transcript is spliced from 5 exons. Bases 1976 to 2557 code for a protein of 193 amino acids. Lineage: Eukaryota; Metazoa; Chordata; Testudines; Testudinidae. The record is from RefSeq and is a predicted model, not a curated record.
GACCUUUGGUCUGACCCGGUACGGUCAUUCUUAUGUUCUUAGGGGUGGUACCAGCUCAUAGUGGUGCUUUGGAAUCUGCACUGGCUGCCCACGGAUCUCUACAUGCAGACCAAGGUGUUGGGUGUGACGCAGGGGUAGUUGAUAGGCAGACUAGAGGCCAAGUCCAGACUGCUGGACACUUUGUGAUGCACCAAAAUAUUUUUCUAUUCACUUACUAUUACUGUGGUGUGCAAAUGUUUCUCUGGAGUCUGGACCUUGAUUAUGCCUUGACCAAGAAAUUUAGACCUUCACAAAAAAUAACUGACUGCCCCUGGAUAAAGCCCUCAGUGGCAUAUGACCAGCCUCCCUGAGGGAUCGCCCCUUUCUCUGCCUUAUUGCCACAGCUGUAGACUUGGGGGCACUCCUGGGGAGCCCCCUAGUGAAGAAAGAGAAGGGUGGCUGGCAUGGUGCUCUCUCUGUGAGGGCUCGGAGACUCUGGGAUCUCCUCCCUCUCUUGGUCUGAAAUAGUCAGAAUCUGAUUAUUUUCCAGGAAUGCUGCAAAAGACACCUGUUUGAUAAGGUUUUUGGAGAGGGCUGAGGGUAUGCUUCUUAGAUGGCAAAGGGGAAGAAAUGCGCUUCUCUAGGUGGCUGGCUAAGCUUCUGCUGAUGUGAUCAUUUUAAUGUUGCUGAGGUCUGAAUUGUAUUAGUGAGUGUUAAGACUUGGAUAGGCCUCUUUACAGUUAUUUGUAAAUUUAAAUAAAUAAGUAUCAACCGUUAUAUCUACACUAAUGGCUCACAGAUCUACCUCUCUUGUCUCCUGUCCUAUCUAAAAUCUAGGCCUGUCUGACAUCUCCUCAUGAACGUUCAGCCAUCAGCUGAAGCUCAACAUGGCCAAAAGAAAGUUUGUAAUCUUUCCCCUCAAGCCUCUAUCCCCCCUUUUUCACCUACCAUGGAUUAUGCCACCCAUCCUCAUUGUCACAAAGGCCUGUAACUGGGUGUCAUCUUUGACUUGGUCCCCUGUCUAGAUGAGCAGUCUUAAUCCACAGGCUGCAUGCGGCCCAGUUAGCACACAGCUGUGGCCCAGAUCAGCUGUGUGCUAAAGGCUGCAGGCUGCCCUGCCACACCGCAUGCUCUGGGUUCCCGGCUGCCCUGCAACAUGGUGGGCUCUGGCAUCCGGGCUCCCAGCUGCCCUGACGUGUACCGAGCUGUUGGCUGCCACUGGCCCCGCAGGGUGGAGCUCAGGGUCCCGGCAGCUGGCUGCCGCCCAGCCCACUCCACAGCAGGGCUUGGGUUCUGGGCAGCCAGCUGCUGCCUGGCUCCCCACACAGCAUAUGUGGCCUAUAAUGAUAAAUAGGUUGAGAACCACUGGUCUAGAUAUUCACAUCCCAGCUGUAUCUACUUCUUGCUGGUUCUUCCUGAAUUAUGUCUUUAAGAUCCACCGUAUAGAUAAACUUCACCUUAUCUCAUGUCUCAACUGCAGGUUCCUCCUCUCUAGUCUUGAGAAACCACUUUUUGUUCCACUUAUGUUCAUUCAAAGCACUGCUGUAAAAAUCAUUUACUUGUUUUGUCACUUUGCCCAUUUCCUCCUCUGCAUCCCUCCACUCUCUUCCCCCAUCUCCACUGCAUCAAACACUAUUUUUCUUCCCUUUAAAAGGCCUUCAUGGCCUAGCUUCACUCUUAUCUGUCAUCUCAUAUACACUUUUGAGAUGUGACUAUUGCCUCUGUUUUGCCAGUGAUUCCAGCUUUUGUUGCCCAUUUGCUGAAAUGGUUAGUUUUCCAAGAACACCUUUGCACUUUCUUCCAUGCUGCGUAUUGGCUCUUGCCUCCAUUUAAGCUACCCCUUCCUUGAAUUAACUUCUUUCACACAGCUGCAGUUGGAGGCUGCCAGAUUGCAUUUUUUUUUUAAAUGCAGCCUCAGGUUUCCUGUUUUGCCUUAUUCUGAGCUCUUUCGCUCAACAGCCUGAUUCAAACUCCUUGUCAUACACCUCAUCUUGGCAUGGAUGUAAGCAAGGCAGAAACCUCUAUGGCUGAAAUGAGUGAAGAAAUAAUCUAUACUUCUGUACGGUUUUCACAGACACCGCCAGUCUGUGCCAACGAUGUCGUAACAAAUAGAGCUCCCCAGCAUGGGUCAUCUGGCCUAUACAGCUUGGCUGUAGGUGUUGGGACACUGAUUGCCCUCAUGGUGAUUGCAGUGGUAGUUUGGAGGAUUGAUAGCUCCUGUCCUGGAUGCCCUGACGAGUGGUUUGGUUACAGGAGCAGCUGUUACUUCUUCUCCAAGAUGAAAAAGGAUUGGAAUUCCAGCCAGGCAUCCUGUUCUGCAGAAGGAUCGCAUCUCUUGGUGAUCAGUGAUGCCAACAAAAUGCGCCUGUUCUUGGGAAUGCACAUAGAUUACCAUUGGAUUGGUCUGAGGAACAGCACAGGCAGUGGCUGGACCUGGGAAGACGGCUCAAAACUCAACAAUACAAAGGUCAUCUCUAACAGCCCCGUGCAGCACUGUGGCGUCCUGGUGAAGGGUGCUCUCCUGGCCUCCAGCUGUGCAGUUGAUUUCCCAUGGAUCUGUGAGAAAUCCCCCAAGUAACCUCCUCCUGCACUUUCCCACAGAAUAGUCUUCACUCACACCCGGCCAAUGGAUCUGGACCCCAGCAGCGCAUCCAGACAUGCCUAAUCCUUGUUCCCAGUGAGGCCAGGCUGCUGAUGCUCCUAGUAGGAGGUUUGUGUCACCAUUGCCCUCUGCUGAAAUUGCACAGCCAUGUAUUAGACUGAAAUCUGAUUCAUGGACUUUCAGCUCCCUGAGGCUGGAGCUCUGAGGGUGAGUUCUGUGCAGAAAACCUAGAUCCAUUUGCAGUCCUCAUCUUUCAGGGCUGGGAGCAUAGCACAGACCUGCUGACAUUAUCUUUGUUGCCAUGGAAAAGACCUGAGUAUGAUUCCCAGUCUUAGUCUUUCUCACUCUGCCCCAGUACUUAGGUUAUUAGUGUGACAGCGGCUGGGCCCGGUGACCUCAUAGGGUUAUACUUCUGUGUUGAGCGACAGUCCUGUGGCACCUUAUAGACUAACAGAAGUAUUGGACAUGAACUUUCGUAGGUGAAUACCCACUUUGCCAGCAUGAGGUUGAUGGAUUUCCACUCCAUACUGCUAAAUGCAGUGCCUUGCAUAGUGUAAAGUACUUCUGUGUUGCUGAGCAGAUGAUAGACUUUAUUUUCAGUCCACAUUUCUCAUUUCUUUGGCACCAGGAAUGCUGCAGAAGCUGGGCCUUCUGCCUCUACUGAAUUUUUCUCUACUUGCUGUGCAGUAAAAUGGCUUCCAUUCCGCACCCAAAAUCUGUGUCUCAUUUGUGCCCAAGACCAUGAGUGCUUUGAAGGGAACAGAGGAAGGUUAAAUGAGAAUGGGUGACUUUUGUCAGCCCAGAAAUGAAAGUAAACUUCUAACUCCAAUAGCUGAGGUGACACGUGGGGCGGGGGGUGGAAAUGGGUAAAUGUUGAUUUCACUAUACACACAAACUGAUG